AUGCAAGUCUCGUCAGAAGGUCCGCUAGAGAACUCUACCAUUGAGGCCGCCAAGGAAGUCAGAGUUAGGCGGAUACUGGAUGCAGAGAUGCAGCUUGCCGAAGACCCGGAUGCCAUCCUUGAGAUGGCCGAAGAACAACUCAACGAGGCAGAUAAUACUCCGUUGCAUGGUCUAGUUCAAAGCCCAUCACGUAUGCCUGGUGGCUCUAGUAUGCGAAAUAUCGUAUCUGAACCCGUAUUCAAAACACGAAUGCAAUUGCUGAAUGGCGGUCGCUAUUAUAAUGGAUGCAGAAGGCAAAACCUGAGAGUCGAUAUAUACCUGCCGAUGAACAUCAUUGCUACUAUCAACGUUAACAAAUAUCCACAACACCGUCUCCUGGUUCGAGCAGAACUCAAACAACCCGGCGAAAGACAUCCCAAUUGUUGGGCUCGAAAUGUUUUGGAUAGCGAUGCAGGCGCUCGUCUUGCGAUUACCAUUACCAGAGAAGAAGGCGACCAUUUCAUUACUGUUUAUGCAACCAACAAUGGAUACUGGGCGCCAUACAAAGCCAACACAUUUGUGGAUUGGCUGAACGGCAUGGGUUACGUACAGAUCAGCCAGACACCGAGAAGAUACCUGCAUUUCCAACCGCACUUAUUAGAAGGUUUACCUGAGGAGCUGAUGUACUUUGUGAAUGGGGGCUACAUUGACGAUAAAGGGGUUAAAUUCAAGAAUGAGUCCGAGAGGGAGAGCAGAACUUACUUAACCCUAUGGAUUGACUCUCAGCCAGACCGCUAG
Molecule: messenger RNA, 777 nt
Organism: Aspergillus oryzae RIB40
Lineage: Eukaryota; Fungi; Ascomycota; Eurotiomycetes; Eurotiales; Aspergillaceae
Exons: 2
Coding region: 1-777 (258 amino acids)
Source: RefSeq, a predicted model, not a curated record